AUGCGUACAGCCGGAGAGAGUACUUCUCACACCUCAGCAGCUGGUGACUCGUCGCCUGCUGCUGUGAACAGUCCACAUGGUGAGUCGCCACGUGCGACAGGUACAUCCGCUGCGUCUGCAGCGAGCACCGCGAAUUAUAAUCCAGAUGAGCCUGAAUUAGAGCUCAUCCAUUCUGGCGAGUCGGAUGAUGUAUCCUACUCGAAGGCGGUAUCCCAUGCCUCCGGAUCAUCCGGGGUGGACACUGCAAGAGCCAGGUUGACUGGCUCUGGUGAACGUGGCGGCAUCAUGCUCGAGAUCUUCGGGUCGAGCAAUUGGUUGGACGAAUCCUCGCCUCACGCAAGUCCAACCAACGAUAGGACGGGUAACGAUGGUGGUGACGCACCUAAGUAUCACCACGAGAGAAGCAACUUGAGGGAUCGAGAUGCAUCUGGUGUCAGUCCUCAUGCUGACACCACUCACGAGGCCAGUGCCGUACUGCCCUGCGCCACGCUUUUCAAGUGGAGUCUCCUUGGAUGCCGUCAUCCAAAGAGUUCGAUCGAGUGGCCGGCAUGA
This is a messenger RNA of Peronospora matthiolae, 552 nucleotides long. The record is from the annotation of a GenBank genome assembly. Lineage: Eukaryota; Oomycota; Peronosporomycetes; Peronosporales; Peronosporaceae.